AUGUCUUUCAAAGACACAUUCACCAAGGAUGAUCAGAAGGAAGGCCUUCUUGGAUAUGACGACACGGCAUUCUACUACUUUUUCAGCAGUGUGCUGGUAACCGUGGCCGUGCCGUGGACAUGCUCAGUCAUCUACAAUUUUCUUUUUCCUGGUCAAGCCCAAGUAGAAAAGGAUUUUCCGACAAAAAGUAAGUCUGGAAGUAAAUACCAUUACUGUCAAAGCUCGCAGAUGGUGGACAAAAUAGACAAGGCUCGCCAAAAGGCGAAGAGGAUAAGUGCAGGAUCCUCGCUGACCAUGAGCAUCAAGCUAUCGUUAUUGGCCGGCAUUUGGUUGACCAUAUACUUGAUCCACCUGCAUAUUGGUGAUGCGAAGGAGAUCAAGAGGUUCGACCCAUUUGAGAUUCUGGAAGUCAGUCCUGGCGCAUCCGCGCCGGAAGUAAAGAAGGCAUACCGGGCGCUCUCCCUGAAAUACCAUCCAGACAAGAAUCCGGACGAUCCGCUAGCUGCUUCCCGAUUCAUGCAGAUCACAAAGGCGCACAAUGCGCUGACGGAUGAGACAGCCAAAGCCAACUACGAGAAGUACGGCAACCCCGAUGGCCCUCAGACGUCGAAGGUUGGCAUCGGUUUGCCUCGCUUCCUCUUGGAGAAAGAGAACCACCUGAUGAUCCUCUGCCUGUUCUUCUUCUUGCUGCUGUUCGUUGUUCCUAUGGCUUUCAUUUGCUAUUACCAGAGGACAAAGAACUAUGCUGCCAAUGGGGUCAUGAUCGAGACCCUGCAGUUCAUGGGGUAUUACAUCAAUGAGGCCACACGCCUGAAAAAUUGCCCCGAGCUUCUGGCAGCUUCAGCAGAGAGCAGGGGGAUGGCCUUGAGGCCUGCUGACAAUGCAGAAAUGAAAGCGCUGUCAGCGCAGGUCGUCGAGCACAAGAAGCGUCAGUUCACGGCUCCCAUCAUCAUCAAGAACAACUUCUUGCUUCUUGGCCACAUGCAGCGGCUUCACCACCUCAUGUCAGACGACCUCAGGGCAGAUCUUGAUGAGAUGCUCAGGCACUCACAGAAGAUCACGCAGGCGAUGAUCGAGAUCGCCUGCAUGCGCGAGUGGUUUUUUACUGCUCAAGCCAUGAUCGAGUUCCGACGCAGCCUCAUACAGGCCCUUGACGUCAAAAGCUCACAGCUCCUGCAGAUUCCUCACUUCAAUGAGGAGAUCUUGAAGCAUUGUCUGAAGGGCAAGAAUGCUACCUCCACGCUGUUGGACUACCUGCAGAAAGACCGUGACCAGAGAAAGGGGCUCACUACCAUGUCGCCUGACCAAGUGGCCGAUGUGGAGGCAUUCACUGCCCACGUCAGCAACAUGGAGCUGAAGGCAAUAACAGAGGUGGAGGAUGAGAAGGAUAUGGUCGUUGGUGACAUUGCGACCGUCACUUGUCAGCUCACGCGGAAAAAUCUGCAAGAGGGUGAGGCAAUGGGCCCAGUUCAUGCCCCAUUCUUCCCUGAGCCAAAGUUCGAAGAAUGGUGGAUCUUCCUGGUGGAAGGAGCUCCCAACACCAGAAUCAUGGGAUUUGAGCGAAUCCGAGACACAGACAGAGUGGUGGAAGCCAAGCUUCGCUUUCAGGUGUCUAGACCAGGCAAGCACAGUCUCACGGUGCAUGCACUUUGCGACUCCUACGUGGGUAUCGACCAGAAGGUUGAUCUGAACUUCCAUGUGCACACGGAGGAAGAGGUGAAGCGCGAGAUCUUUGUUCAUCCUGAGGAUGAGGAUCUUGAUUUGCAGCCAACUCUCUUUCAGCAGUUCAUGGGCGAGCUUGGGGGUGAUGAGGAGAGCGAGGAAGAAGAAGACGAUGACAAGAACAAGAGCAAGAGCAAAGUUGAAAAACUUAGUGAUGGCAAGCAGCAGAAGGCCGACAGCGAUAAUGAAGACGACAAAAAGGAUAGCGAUUCCAGCGGUAGCGAUUCUGAUGGCGACUAG
This is a messenger RNA of Symbiodinium pilosum, 1962 nucleotides long. The record is from the annotation of a GenBank genome assembly. Lineage: Eukaryota; Dinophyceae; Suessiales; Symbiodiniaceae.